UCAGCUGCCAUCCCAUAAGCAGGUGCUGUGAAACAAUAACUCUGAGGCCACAUUUCCUAAGCACCCUAGUUAGAAAAAGCAAAGCUUUCAUCCAUGUCAGAUCUUGAACUGUUCAGAAGAUUCAGUAAGAAGAAAAAAGAUGAAUGUCUGUUGUCUAUCAAUCCUCCUGCUUCUUGGACUAGUUACUCUGCUCCUCUGUUCUGAUGAUGAAACACGUCUGGUUGAGAAUUUAUUCAAGAACUAUAACAGAGUUGUUCGUCCAGUAAGCGAUCAUCGUGAAGCUGUGAAUGUUACUCUUGGACUGCAGCUUAUCCAGUUGAUCAAUGUGGAUGAAGUAAAUCAAAUUGUAACAACCAAUGUGCGCCUAAAACAGCAAUGGAGAGAUGUAAAUUUGAGAUGGAAGCCAGAGGAUUAUGGGGGCGUGAAACAAAUUCGCAUCCCGUCAGAAGAUAUAUGGCAUCCAGAUUUCGUUUUGUACAACAAUGCAGAUGGAGAUUUUGCUAUUGAGCAGUUUACCAAAGUACUUUUGAACUACUCAGGCCACAUUACAUGGACCCCCCCAGCCAUCUUUAAAAGCUACUGUGAAAUUAUAGUCACCCAUUUCCCGUUUGAUGAGCAGAACUGCAGUAUGAAGUUGGGUACAUGGACCUAUGAUGGCACAGUGGUCGCCAUCUAUCCGGAAAGCGAAAAUCCAGACUUAAGUAACUACAUGGAGAGUGGAGAGUGGAUAAUGAAGGAUUACCGCGGCUGGAAGCACUGGGUUACCUAUGACUGCUGCCCUAACACUCCGUAUUUGGAUAUUACGUAUCACUUUGUGAUGCAGCGUCUGCCUCUCUACUUCAUUGUCAAUGUCAUUAUUCCUUGCCUCCUCUUCUCAUUCUUAACUGGAUUAGUGUUUUAUUUGCCCACAGAUUCAGGUGAGAAGAUGACCCUGAGCAUCUCUGUCCUGCUUUCUUUGACUGUAUUCCUUCUUGUCAUUGUGGAGCUAAUUCCCUCGACCUCCAGCGCAGUGCCUUUGAUUGGCAAAUACAUGUUGUUCACUAUGGUGUUUGUCAUAGCCUCCAUCAUCAUCACUGUUAUUGUGAUCAAUACACACCACCGCUCUCCAAGUACCCACACUAUGCCACAGUGGGUGAGGAAGAUUUUUAUCGACACAAUUCCAAAUAUUAUGUUCUUUUCAACAAUGAAGCGGCCUUCUAGAAAUAAGGAGAAAAAGAUUUUUACCGAAGACAUAGAUAUUUCUGAAAUCUCAGGUAAACAAGGUCCAGCUGCCGUGAAUUUCCAGUCAUCACUCAUCAAAAAUCCAGAUGUGAAAAGUGCUAUUGAGGGCAUCAAAUACAUUGCUGAAACUAUGAAGUCUGACCAAGAAUCCAACCACGCUGCAGAAGAAUGGAAGUUUGUUGCAAUGGUAGCUGAUCACCUUCUCCUUGGCAUCUUCAUGUUCGUUUGUAUCAUUGGAACACUGGCUGUCUUUGCUGGCCGCCUCAUUGAACUGCACCAGCAAGGGUGAAGGCAGGAAAUCUACUUGGGUAGUAUGAUUUGGAUCCUAAAGGUUAACUGACAUAAUUUUUUAAAAAGGAAAGUUUCAUGUUCCCUUACAGCACUCAUGCCCCCCCACACACACACACAUUGUCUGGGAGGGCCCCCCAACCCACUAAGUGUCUUGGGGGAAAUUGGAGGGCAGGAUGGGAUGCAAUCUUUCCUUUUCUUGAUGCCCUUAACUUAACUUACUAGAGAAUCCAUGUCUUGAGUGACCUCCCCACAUUUUAAGAGCUACAUAGUUGUCAGACUUGUGGGGAAGGAGAACAUUUCAGAAAGAAAAGCAAGCAUCAGUGGGAAUAAAACUGAAUUGAUAAC
This is a messenger RNA of Varanus komodoensis (Komodo dragon), 1857 nucleotides long. RefSeq names its product cholinergic receptor nicotinic alpha 1 subunit (gene CHRNA1). The record is from RefSeq and is a predicted model, not a curated record. Gene Ontology annotation, biological process: monoatomic ion transmembrane transport; chemical synaptic transmission; signal transduction. Gene Ontology annotation, cellular component: postsynaptic membrane; synapse; neuron projection. The coding region runs from base 140 to 1510 and encodes 456 amino acids. Gene Ontology annotation, molecular function: transmembrane signaling receptor activity; acetylcholine-gated monoatomic cation-selective channel activity. NCBI's taxonomy places the organism in Eukaryota, Metazoa, Chordata, Lepidosauria, Squamata, Varanidae. The transcript is spliced from 9 exons.